CCGGGCCGGGCCGGGGGGCGGCGGCGGCGCUGGAUCCGCGGCUGCCCGAUCGUUGGCGGGAGAUGUCGAACCCCGGGACGCGGAGGAACGGCUCCAGCAUCAAGAUCCGUCUGACAGUAUUAUGUGCCAAGAACCUUGCAAAGAAAGACUUCUUCAGACUCCCUGACCCUUUUGCCAAGAUUGUUGUAGACGGAUCUGGGCAGUGCCACUCAACGGACACUGUGAAGAACACGCUGGACCCGAAGUGGAACCAGCACUACGACCUAUAUGUUGGAAAAACGGAUUCUAUAACCAUCAGCGUGUGGAACCACAAGAAGAUUCACAAGAAGCAGGGAGCUGGCUUCCUGGGGUGUGUGCGGCUGCUCUCCAACGCCAUCAGCAGAUUAAAAGAUACUGGCUACCAGCGUUUGGAUCUGUGCAAACUAAACCCCUCAGAUACUGACGCAGUUCGUGGCCAAAUAGUGGUCAGCUUACAGACACGAGACAGGAUCGGCACCGGCGGGUCUGUGGUGGACUGCAGAGGUCUGCUAGAGAGUGAAGGAACCGUGUAUGAAGACUCCGGGCCUGGAAGGCCUCUCAGCUGCUUCAUGGAGGAGCCAGCCCCGUACACGGAUGGCCCCGGGGCUGCUGCCGGCGGGGGCAACUGCAGGUUUGUGGAAUCCCCAAGUCAAGACCAAAGACUUCAGGCCCAGCGACUGCGAAACCCUGAGGUGCGAGGGUCGCUGCAGACGCCACAGAACCGACCUCACGGCCACCAGUCCCCGGAGCUGCCCGAAGGCUACGAGCAGAGGACCACGGUGCAGGGCCAGGUGUACUUCUUGCACACGCAGACGGGCGUCAGCACGUGGCACGACCCCAGGAUACCCAGAGACCUUAACAGCGUGAACUGUGAUGAGCUUGGACCACUGCCGCCUGGCUGGGAAGUCCGCAGCACAGUUUCCGGGAGAAUCUAUUUUGUGGAUCAUAAUAACCGAACAACCCAGUUUACAGACCCACGGUUACACCACAUCAUGACUCACCAGUGCCAACUGAAGGAGCCCAGCCAGCCACCACCGCCCCCCAGCGAGGGCUCCGUGGAGGACGAGGAGCUGCCCGCCCAGAGGUACGAGAGAGAUCUGGUCCAGAAACUGAAGGUCCUCAGACACGAGCUCUCCCUGCAGCAGCCCCAGGCUGGCCACUGCCGCAUCGAGGUGUCCAGAGAGGAGAUAUUUGAGGAGUCUUAUCGCCAGAUAAUGAAGAUGCGACCAAAAGACUUGAAAAAGCGACUCAUGGUGAAAUUCCGAGGAGAAGAAGGCUUGGACUAUGGCGGGGUGGCGAGGGAGUGGCUUUAUUUACUGUGUCAUGAAAUGUUGAAUCCAUACUAUGGCCUCUUCCAGUACUCCACGGACAACAUUUACAUGUUGCAAAUCAACCCAGAUUCUUCAAUCAACCCUGACCACUUGUCUUACUUCCAUUUUGUGGGUCGGAUCAUGGGCUUGGCUGUGUUCCACGGACACUACAUCAAUGGGGGUUUCACGGUUCCUUUCUACAAGCAGCUACUGGGGAAGCCCAUCCAGCUUUCUGAUUUGGAAUCGGUGGACCCUGAACUCCAUAAGAGCUUAGUGUGGAUUCUAGAGAACGACAUCACCCCCGUGCUCGACCACACGUUCUGUGUAGAGCACAACGCUUUUGGGCGGAUUCUUCAGCACGAACUGAAACCCAACGGCAGGAAUGUCCCCGUUACAGAGGAGAAUAAGAAGGAAUAUGUCCGGUUGUAUGUAAACUGGAGGUUCAUGAGGGGAAUCGAGGCCCAGUUCCUGGCUCUCCAGAAGGGGUUUAACGAGCUCAUCCCUCAACACUUACUGAAGCCUUUUGACCAGAAGGAGCUGGAGCUGAUCAUCGGUGGCCUGGACAAGAUCGACCUGGACGACUGGAAGUCCAACACGCGGCUGAAGCACUGCGGGGCCGACAGCAACGUGGUCCGGUGGUUCUGGCAGGCGGUGGAGACCUUCGACGAGGAGCGGCGGGCCCGGCUGCUGCAGUUCGUGACGGGCUCCACGCGGGUCCCCCUCCAGGGCUUCAAGGCGCUGCAAGGCUCUACAGGCGCCGCAGGGCCCCGGCUCUUCACCAUCCACCUGAUUGACGCCAACACGGACAACCUGCCCAAGGCCCACACCUGCUUUAACCGGAUUGACAUCCCUCCCUACGAGUCGUACGAGAAGCUCUAUGAGAAGCUGCUGACGGCGGUGGAGGAGACCUGUGGGUUUGCUGUGGAGUGAGGUGCACCCCGAGGAGCAGACAUGAGUUCACGGCCACCAGACCCCGAGCGGCAGCUCUCUGGAUGCCUCUGCGAAGCCGGCUGCGGCCCUGGAAUCCUAGAAACCUGAGGGAAAGGCUGGUCUCCCUGCUUUUGGCUGGGGGAGCAAGGGGGCGGGCAGACUGCGGCUGGUGGCCCCUCCCACGUUCUCCUCCCCCUCCUGGCAGGACCACCCCCAUCCACCCCAUCCAAUAAACGCAGCCGGGUCAGCACCGCUUCGGUCGCACAGGAUCCUCUGCUCGGGCCGCGGCACUUGCAGUGGCAGCUCAGCGCCCGUGGGCUCCACAGGAGUCUCGACCCCCAGGCAGGGAGCCGCGCGGGGCACACCCCACAGCCGGGCCCGCUGCUGUCUCAAAGCCCACCUGAGGCCCCUUUUCGAGUUCAGCAGUUCCGAUUCCACACCCCACAUCCCAGCGGCCUGCUCUGGGUAGCAGGUUAAGUUCUAACUGAACAAGAACCGUAAAAUAGAUGCUUACUGGAGUUCUGCCACUGCAGGAAGCUGGCGUCAAGACUGUGCUUCCAUUUUGGAAGGGGACGCGAGUCGGGGCGGCUUGCGUUGGGGGCCUGGCUGUUUGUUUUCAGGGUUUCCUGGCUGAAAACUUUGUUCUGCAGAGAAAAAUGAUCUUUCCUUUACAGAGUCCCUUUAGCCACAUUGUCUAUCCAGUUCAAAAUAUUUUUCCAGCAAGAACCACCACAUAACAGAGCUUAUAAAACAGACCAAAACCAGCCCCGCCCCGCCCCCACAGCUGCACCUGGAAGGUGUCACCUGGAUACUAACGAACCAUUUUGUGGAAAGUGCUUAAGAACUAAAACUAACAGGCCAGAAUUCUGUCUUCGUAGCUGCUGGCUUGGUGCGAGCUAGCUUGAAAAGGAGAGAGAGAAUGUCUAACCCCCAUGAUCUACGUUCACCCCAAGUCACUGUUUUACAAAAAGCGGGUCACGGAUGGAGACCUGAAGGCAGAGGGGCCCCUGGACCCGUUGGCCCACGUCCCUGUCUGAUGGCAACACUCACCAAACACCGCGGCUCGACUCGCCCGCCCAGGCGAUGAGCAAGGCCGGAGAAAGCCCUGACCCUAAAUUUCUAACACUGUUCCCCAAUUUGCACAAAAGUUCAAAUAUUUUAAAAUGGUUCAAUUUCAUAGCUAGACUUCAGUGGAAAAACAGCAGCGGCAACAAAGUCUCCCGUGUGGACUUGCAUUGUUUUUGUUUGGGGGCCGAGUGCAGGGUAACGCGCUGGCAGGAGUGUCCCUGCUGAACUUCUGUUGUGGACGUUCCCGAGGUCCGUGCUGGGAUCCAUCUGGCUGUGGGUCUGGAAGGCGCUUUCUGGCUGCCUGACCUGUUCUUUUUUGUUCCCGACGCCUAUGGAGCGCUGACCCUCUGCAUCUUGCUGUGGUUCUUCUCUUGACCCGGAAGCAGUCAGUGGCCUGGGGGUGGGGGAGGGGGGUGGUGCGCAGAGAGAGAAAGCCGUGCUGUUGGGCGACUCGCUGGGGUUCUAGAAUAGGAAGGAUGCCGGUGGCUAUAAAAGGAAAAGCGCCCCCUCAGAAUGUCCGGGCUGUGGGCUGAGCCAUGCCCGAGUUACCCUGACGCUUUCCGGGUGUGCUGGGAGCUGGCUCCUCAGGGGCGUCCUCUGGGGUGUGAGGGUACAGACACACACACCCCGCCCUGUGACCUGGACCUAAACCUAGAGGAGGGGACCGAGGGGGGAAGACAUACCUGGUUUUCCUGGGGUGUCGGCCAGAGCCUGCCGUAAUUAGGGAGGAGACGAGGGUCUCGUGGCUGAGAAGACCUGGAAGCAGGAAUGAGGCGUUUGCCGCCUCUGCGGGGGUGGGCUGCUUCCCGUGUCACAUGUCACCUCAACAGGAGCAGGGGGGCCCCACCACGCUCCUCCGUGGGCUGCUGGCCACCGUGAGCCUCACCUCCCCAGGGCCUGGCUGCUUCCCUGCUGACACGUGGGCCCCUCAGCCCCCACAGCUGGUGUCAGGGAGCCUGGCAGACCCUUCCAGAGCUCCAGGUCACUCGAGCUAAGCAGGCCUGUUGGUGCCCCUCGAACCUUAGUGUCCACGGGGAGUGGGCCUUUCGACCCCCCACCCCCACCAAAGAAUCGUGUCUAGCCCUGGGUGGUCCCGGGCGAGCCCCCCCCACCCCCACCCCUGCCCCCCCGCCUCUGCCCGGAAGCUUCAGGGCCCGACCCCCAGGCUUGCCUCACCAGCGGUCACAGCCGACCCUCAGGGAUGUAGCAAACCACCGCUCCCGGGUGCUUUAGGAGACCGGAGGGGCUGUGGGGCAGCCGCCAGCCAUCUGCCGGCUCCUCCGGGAGAAGCGCCUGGGAACAAGGCCCGGGGCUCGGUCAGCCCAGGGUCCGAGUCCAGGGCGGGCGGACCUCCAGGCUGAGCUAUCCGAGAAGACGCCCCCGGCUGCAGCCAGGUGUUGCCACAUGGCAGCCUUCCCAACACAUAGUAUGAAUUUUUAAAAUUUGUUUAUUUUUGUCUCUCAACCACUUUAUAAUGUAUUUUUAUUUAUUUUGUUUUUAAGUAACUGCUGCUAUCCUUGUUAUCCUUCCCACAGUUUUUAUUGCUGAUUUAUUUUGUGAAAGUUGUACACUAAUGUUGUUUUAUGUCAAAGUCAAAAGUAUUUAAAGAAUACUAGUUCUAUUUAAUGUGGUUAUAGAACCAGCUGGAAACACAGAACAGUGACUUUACAGCAGGCUGGACCCCGGUGGUCAGGUUCAUUUUGUUACAUAUGCAAUAAACUCACAACUUUA
Dama dama (fallow deer) is the source of this 5057-nucleotide messenger RNA. RefSeq names its product SMAD specific E3 ubiquitin protein ligase 1 (gene SMURF1). Gene Ontology annotation, biological process: negative regulation of BMP signaling pathway; ubiquitin-dependent protein catabolic process. Bases 63 to 2258 code for a protein of 731 amino acids. Gene Ontology annotation, molecular function: ubiquitin protein ligase activity; protein binding. NCBI's taxonomy places the organism in Eukaryota, Metazoa, Chordata, Mammalia, Artiodactyla, Cervidae. The record is from RefSeq and is a predicted model, not a curated record. The transcript is spliced from 18 exons.